AAUGUGUUUUAUAGCUUAUAAGUUCAUUUGAUUUUAAUUUAACGGUUUUCUGUUGGCAAAAAAAAUCCAAACUUUUCCAUAUUUGUACAUUUAAUAAACUUAGGAAACCAAUGCUAGGCUUCCCAAGACUUUCAAAAUUCCUUACCAUCGCAGUCUCCUUUUUUUUUCACUUGGAUAAAUCAUCAAUAAAUAACCUUUGUGAUUUUUAUGGGUUGCCUUUAAGCGGAAGUUGAAUGUGAUAUAAUUUUUUUUUUUUUUUAUGGCUCAUUUGUUCUUGUUUUGGCAACAAGAGUACUUUAGCUCGGCUAUAUUUAAAAUCCGCUACGUCUAUAGUUUAUGAAUUCUGGACAAGAUCAUCUCACGCUAAAUGCAGUUUAUGAUCUGUUUAACUCCAUUUUGUCUGAACUCUUCACUUGCAUUGUUUACAGAAGAGUCAUUUCUGUAACACUUAUCAAUGUUAUCAGUGUUAUUCUAACAGUUUGGCUGUGUUGUAUUUUAUUGUCCUUGGAGAAAUCAUGAAGUAAUAAGAACUGAGGACAUACCAUUACUUUAUCUUGGCUCAUCUUACCUGUGCUUGGUUAAUUAUUAAAUGUGCCUAAUAGUGGCUUUAGUCUCUCUACUCCUGCUUCAGAUCCUCAACCUGCAAAUGGAUGAGCCACAUGCCAAGAGGAGCAGCUUCAGAGACGUCCUGAAGGAGGUCGGGGCGUUCGGUUUGUUUCAGAAAAGCUUGCUCAUUGCGCUGUGCAUACCCAGCAUUUUCCCAGCUUUCGAUGUGACAAGUCAGGUGUUUACUGGAAUGAGUUUCCCACAUCACUGUAACACUGACUGGAUUUUGGAGCGUGGACCAAACCUAACCAAAGAGAGGCAGAGGAAUCUCACUAUCCCCGUGGAUGAGAAUGGAAGAUUUGAAAGUUGCAAAAUGUUCACCCCUGUGGAUCUGGAUUUGGAAACGAUUGAGAAGUAUGGUCUCAACAGGACAACGGGAUGCAUCAGUGGCUGGGACUAUGAGGUCCAACCUGGUGUUUCCAACAUUGUGACAGAGUUUAAUCUGGUUUGUGACAAAAGGGGUUUAAUUGAGGCAUCACAGUCCAUCUACAUGGCUGGUGUUCUGGUCGGUUCGCUGACGUUUGGGGCGAUUUCUGACAGGUUUGGCAGAAGAUUCGGGAUCCUUCUUUCCGUUUUCAUCCUGCUGCUGUUCAGCGUCAGCACAGCUUUCUCACCAAACAUCUACGUUUACAUGACUCUCAAAUUUUUAUGUGGAACUGGUGUUGUUAUCAUGACCACAUUUGUGAUGGUGGUGGAAUGGACAGAUCCUUCAAAAUCGGCUCUCUGCACGAUGUCCAUCAUGAGCUCCUUUUCAGUCGGACAGAUAAUUUUGUCUGGGAUUGCUUAUUUGAUAACAAACUGGAAGAUCAUGCAACUGGUGCUCUUUAGCCCUCUUGCCAUUGUCCUGGUGACCAUGUUAAGUUUUCUUCCAGAGUCAGCCAGAUGGCUCGUGUCUCAGGGCAAGAAGGAGGCGGCUCUGAAGGAGCUCCAACGGGCCGCCAAAGCUAACAAGAGAAAUGUAGCAGCGGAUCUGCUUGAUAAGAUGAACGUGGAGCCUUCUCCGAACAGAAAGAACAUGGUGGACAUUUUCCGAAUAGCCUACUUAAGAAAGAAUACCGUAAUCAUGGCCCUUAACUGGUUUGCGGCAACUUUCCUGUUUUACGGACUGAGCCUAAAUAUCGGAAGUUUCGGCCUAAACAUCUACCUCACGCAGCUCAUCUUCGGCUUCAUUGAGAUUCCUGCCAACUUGGUCGGCUUGACUCUGAUUCAGCGCUUUGGGAGGAGAAUAUGCGAAGCAGGUUUCCUGUUCUUUGGCGGGGUUUCUUGUUUGGUGGCCAUUGUUGUCCCAAAAGAUCUUCCAGUGGUGGUGACUGUCAUAGCAAUGCUGGGAAAGUUUGCUGCUACGGCUGCCUGCAGCACAGCCCAUGUCUACACAGCUGAAUUAUAUCCUACAGAUUUAAGACACAGCGGUGUCGGCUUCAACGCCAUGUGUGCUCGUGUGGCCGGCAUACUCUCACCACUGGUCAGGCUCUUGGAGGUCUACCAUUAUAGUGUUCCCAUGGUGGUGUACGGCAUCAUCCCAAUGGCUGCUGGCGGUUUCUGCUUGCUGCUGCCCGAAACACUCAAUGUUGAAUUUCAGGAGGUCACUGUGAUCGGACGUAGAAUAAGUGGACCACUGGAGGACCAACGUUGCACUGAAGACACUGUCAAGAGUUCAUAAACUGUAAUGUUUAUCUUGGUUGUCUUAUGCCAGCCUCACCAUGCUUUAAGCUUCUCCACUGUCUACAGUUUCUUUGCCUUUGUGAUUGUGGUUGCUCAAUAAAGAGCUCUAACAAACC
Messenger RNA from Poecilia latipinna (sailfin molly), 2384 nucleotides. Its product is annotated as solute carrier family 22 member 13-like. Gene Ontology annotation, biological process: transmembrane transport. NCBI's taxonomy places the organism in Eukaryota, Metazoa, Chordata, Actinopteri, Cyprinodontiformes, Poeciliidae. The transcript has 10 exons. Bases 590 to 2266 code for a protein of 558 amino acids. The record is from RefSeq and is a predicted model, not a curated record. Gene Ontology annotation, molecular function: transmembrane transporter activity. Gene Ontology annotation, cellular component: membrane.